Messenger RNA from Pelobates cultripes (western spadefoot toad), 456 nucleotides. Lineage: Eukaryota; Metazoa; Chordata; Amphibia; Anura; Pelobatidae. The record is from the annotation of a GenBank genome assembly.
AUGUCCAUAACUGAUGAGAAGAAGUUCUGCGUACAUGCUCCAUUAGGAGCACUAGAAGAGAUCUCACCAUGGCUAUCGCUGAAAACCUGGAUGUCCAGAGGAGUCACUCGAAUUCAAGACCUGUGCUAUAGUUCGGGAAUAAUACCCUUCCUUGACUUACAGCAGCAGUUCCAACUACCUAACUCGCUCAUCUUUACAUAUUUGCAACUAAAGAGCAUGAUCCUUACUAAAGUGUCUACAACACCAAACCUUAAGACCACACCCAGUAACCCACUAAAGACACUGAUUGAGAGAUGCCACUCUGCCCCUACCAAACCUAAAGCCUUGUCCCUGUGCUACAAAACACUAUCAGAUCAAGCUCCACCCCGCACAUUUAAGUACGUAAUGCAAUGGGAAAAGGAGAAUAUGCCCAGGCUCUCAGAUGAGCAAUGGCUCCAAUCCCUCUCAGCGCUCUGA